Molecule: messenger RNA, 990 nt
Organism: Habropoda laboriosa
Lineage: Eukaryota; Metazoa; Arthropoda; Insecta; Hymenoptera; Apidae
Exons: 3
Coding region: 1-990 (329 amino acids)
Source: RefSeq, a predicted model, not a curated record
AUGGAACUUCCGAUUCCGACUUGUCAGGAGAUUUUAGUCACCAGAGAUCGGUUCAGAAUUCAGGAUUGCAACUUGGCGGAGGUCGUGAGCUGCGUUCAGUACAAUCGAACGCCGUUGUGGUUCGAAGAGUGCACCGAACCGUGCGUCGACGUCCGCCAGUUUCUUCUCGACGAGUUUCAGAGAAAUGGAGAGGACCUGUACGACGAGGAGCUUUAUCAUUUCGAUCGUGACGCGAAUGGUCGGAGCGGCAUUUCGAACGUGACGUUAUGCUGCGGCAACCCCGAGGAACUGCUCAGACAAGCGUUGGCGAAGAAGCUGCUCGGUCGAAUGUACAUGAUCGAUCGACACACCGUUAAUUACACCGCGUUGCUGUUGGCCUUCUGCAAGGACCAGGAUCCGCGAGAGGGAUUCGCGAAGGCGCUAGCGCUUGCUCUAGGGAACAGAGUGUGCACGAACGUGGAAGAGGGGGAGAAAUACGCGAAGGAGCUUUUCGAAGAGAAACGUUUGUCGGAAGAGGCUGCCGAGGUGGUAAGGUUCAUUCUAGACGAGCUGAUAGAUCAGCUGGACGAGGAAAUUGGCGAAGGACUGUCGACGACGGAGAGGAGAGGUACGGAGGAUGAAAGCGAAGAGCAGUUGAACGGGGAAGUUUCGAAAAGCAGCUUGUCGGAACGCAGCGUCCCCGAUGUCAUAAUUUACUGGCUCUCCCUGGACGUUUGUCUCACGGUGCUAGCCGCGGCACUUCCGUGGCACGUGGUGCAGCCGGAAGUAAUCGGAACGUACGAGAGUCUCUGCGAUAGUUUGACUCGGGUGUUCAAGGAACUGAGGGACGAGGAGCUGAACGACGAGAAGGACGUCGUUUUGGUGCAUCGAUUGUUGAAUCACGAUUUCAUGAAACGAUUGCUAAUCAGCGUUAAUAAAUUCACCGCGAAGAAGACGGGAGACAUGGUCGACGAGAUGUUGCGAUCGAGGGAGAAUGCCAAGUCCGCUUAG